UGUUAACUACAUUGAAAGAUAACCUCAAAUUUGUUUUUAGUUUUAAGAAUUUAGAUAUAAGUAUUUUACAAUAAUUUUAUUUAAAAAAUGUGCACUUCUUUAGAUGAGAACGACAUGGCAUCUCUAAGGAUUCAUGUGAACGUUGAUGAUACUUUAAAAAUGUUAAACGAUAAAGUGGAGGCGUUAUACAGAUUCCGUGAUCAUUACUUUGAGAAUCGUUCAAUCGACGAAGCAAAGCACAAAAAUCAGGCAGUGCAGAAGGUGUUAGACGAUACAUUGGCAUUGUUAAACGAACAUCAAGACCUGGUGGUGAAGGCCCACAGAGCUACAUUUUACUAUUUGAAAGGUAAAGCCUUAAACGUUUUACCUCACUACUCUAAGGAAGCGGAAGAUUUCCUGUCCAAGGCUGUAAAAUUAGAUCCAAAACUAGUGGAGGCGUGGAACGAAUUAGGCGAAUGCUAUUGGAAAAAUGACAAUAUUAAGGAAGCGGAAAACUGUUUUAAUGGAGCUUUAAAUAAUGGUAAGAAUAAAGUGUCUCUUAGGAAUUUAUCAAUGACAUCUAGACAGAAAUCAGUUGCAAACGCAGAGGAAAAACGAAAAAUUGUCGAGUAUGGUUUAUCUUUGGCUAAGGAGGCCGUGCAACUUGAUCCGAAUGAUGGCCUCUCGUGGAUUAUUCUAGGAAAUGCACAUUUAUCAUCAUUUUUCGGCUUAUCACAGUCUCCUAAGACAUUAAAGUUAUGCUUGAACGCAUAUAUACACGCAGAAAAAGACAUUGCUGCCAAAAGUAAUCCAGAUUUACACUACAACAAAGCGAUUACCUUGAAGUACCAGGAAGAAUUCGAAAUGGCCUUGAACUCUUUCAAUAUUGCGUCAUCGUACGAGCCAGGCUGGGAUCCGCCGAAAGUCCAAACCACUCAGUUGGAAAAAUAUUUGGAGCAAGUUACGGAUUUCGUCAAUAACUCCGGUAGAAUGAAAGCUAAGCGAUUACAGCAAAUUACACAGUCCAUAGAUGCCAAACAACUAGGACCAUAUGGUGGCGGAUCUUAUACGUCACUCAGCGGACGGACCACCGUCAAAUUGGAACACAUCGAAUUCGAAGAUCUACAAGAGGGAUUAAAUGAGGAAAAGGUCAUUCUGGGAAAAGUAGUUUGUUCUGUCUACAAUGAAGACGGAGUACCUUUUACAUUCUGUUUGGUCAGUAAGUUAGGAACUUGUCUCGCCGUCACCGUUUUUAAUUUGGCUGAAAGUCGAGGAGUGAUCAUUGGCGAUUCGGUGGCUAUUCCCGAACCGUACGUCACUGAUGUAGAUUUUAAAUACGGCAAUAAGAGGUUCAAAUUUCGCCUUAUUCGCGUCGAGACCCCUCGAGUAAUGGUGGUAAACGGCAAAAAACUAGGGAAAGACACACAAGCUUGUGUUCAAAUGUCAAUAUUUAAGAAAUUCACCUGAUCUUCGACUAAUCGUACAGUGACCGGAUCGCUACUUAAAAUUCUGUGAUUAACUUUAUAAUGUCUGAUUAUUUUUUAACUUUACUUAGUAUAGUGGACCAAUUAAUUAAAAAAAACAUGUCGGAAAUUUGUAAGUUGUAUUUCUAAACCCUUCUCUUCUCUCGAAGACAUAAAUCGCUUUAUUUUA
Molecule: messenger RNA, 1632 nt
Organism: Photinus pyralis (common eastern firefly)
Lineage: Eukaryota; Metazoa; Arthropoda; Insecta; Coleoptera; Lampyridae
Product: tetratricopeptide repeat protein 5-like
Exons: 9
Coding region: 88-1446 (452 amino acids)
Molecular function (GO): protein binding
Source: RefSeq, a predicted model, not a curated record